CAGCCAAGACAAUUUUUCUUGCCGACCUCGUUCAAAAACCCCAUCUCUUUCCCCAAUCCUCCCUCCCUUCUAUUCUUCUCAUCCCACUCUCAUCAAGUCCGCCGAAGAGUCGUUGAUCCACUCUUUACCUUUCCUACCUUUGGUUUUCUGUUUUUGAAAAACUUCUCCCCUCACAAAACUUGUUAAAAUGCCAGAACAAUCUACUUUCCUCGUUGACUUCUUGAUGGGCGGCGUUUCUGCCGCCGUCUCGAAAACUGCUGCUGCACCCAUUGAGCGUAUCAAGCUCCUUAUCCAGAACCAGGAUGAAAUGAUUAAGGCCGGACGUCUCGACCGCAAAUAUGGCGGUAUCGGAGACUGCUUCAAGCGUACUAUCGCUGACGAGGGUACCGUUUCUCUAUGGCGUGGUAACACUGCCAACGUUAUCCGUUACUUCCCCACUCAGGCGUUGAACUUUGCUUUCCGUGAUAAGUUCAAGAAGAUGUUCGGUUACAAGAAGGAGCGUGAUGGUUAUGCCAAGUGGAUGGCUGGUAACUUGGCUUCUGGUGGUGCUGCUGGUGCUACUUCCCUCCUGUUCGUUUACUCUCUUGACUACGCCCGUACUCGUCUCGCCAAUGACGCCAAGUCUGCCAAGAAGGGUGGUGAGCGCCAGUUCAAUGGUUUGAUCGACGUCUACAAGAAGACUCUAGCCUCUGAUGGUAUCUCUGGUCUUUACCGUGGUUUCGGUCCUUCCGUCCUUGGUAUUGUCGUCUACCGUGGUCUGUACUUCGGUAUGUACGACUCCAUCAAGCCUGUCGUCCUUACUGGCAAGCUUGAGGGCAACUUUUUAGCCUCUUUCGCCCUGGGGUGGAUAGUCACCACUGGUGCUGGUAUCGCCUCUUACCCUCUUGACACAGUUCGUCGUCGUAUGAUGAUGACUUCUGGUGAGGCCGUCAAGUACAAGUCCUCUCUCGAUGCCUUCUCCCAGAUCGUCAAAGCUGAGGGUGUUCGCUCCCUCUUCAAGGGCGCUGGUGCCAACAUCCUCCGUGGCGUCGCCGGUGCUGGCGUGUUGUCCAUCUAUGAUCAGGUCCAACUCCUCAUGUUCGGAAAGGCCUACAAGGGUGGAUCUGGUUAAGCAAAAAAAAAAAUGUCUAAAAAUAGAAAUGGUAUGGGUGGAUGGUAACGCAAAACCUCUUUUCAGGGAUGGGAAGGGGGCUUGCGAUAUGACAACUUUACCUGCUGUAUACGAUGCCAGGCAGGAGAAAAGAAAUUCUACUCAGUAACAAAAGCUUUUAGUGUAAUUAGGAUAUCUUCGUUUUACAAUCUUUUGUUUUCCGUUGUCUCAUCCUUCCUUAUACAUGAAGCAAAUGGCGGGGACUAAAAUGUGGGUUUUCUUUGUUUUUGAGGUGUCGGUUUCAGUUUUUCCAUGGUUUAGGUUUUCAUGAUCAAUAGAGAAUGUCCUCCCAUAG
This is a messenger RNA of Tuber melanosporum (Perigord truffle), 1445 nucleotides long. RefSeq names its product ADP/ATP carrier protein. Gene Ontology annotation, biological process: mitochondrial ADP transmembrane transport; mitochondrial ATP transmembrane transport. The transcript is spliced from 6 exons. The coding region runs from base 188 to 1111 and encodes 307 amino acids. Gene Ontology annotation, molecular function: ATP:ADP antiporter activity. The record is from RefSeq and is a predicted model, not a curated record. NCBI's taxonomy places the organism in Eukaryota, Fungi, Ascomycota, Pezizomycetes, Pezizales, Tuberaceae. Gene Ontology annotation, cellular component: mitochondrial inner membrane.